UUAAUAGCCAAUCCGACGAUCCAAACUCCUUCCUAUAUAUGUUCAUUCUCUGGGACUCCCAAGAUUCCUGUCUCUCCUCGGAAAAGGUGACAAGGAGAGCGGGAAAUGCCGAGCAAAAAGAAGAAGAAGGGGGCAGUUCCUGUGUACCUUAAUGUCUAUGAUCUUACCCCCUUCAAUGGCUAUGCUUACUGGUUCGGCCUCGGCAUUUACCACUCCGGCGUUCAAGUACAUGAUGUUGAAUAUGGAUUUGGUGCCCACGAGCGUGCUCUUUCGGGCAUAUUUGAAGUAGAACCGAAGCAGUGCCCUGGGUUCAGAUUCCGAAGAUCCAUCCUCAUAGGGACAACCGAUUUGUGCCCAGAACAAGUGAGGGCAUUCAUCGACAAACUAUCUAAAACCUAUACUGGCAACUCUUAUAAGCUCAUCACCAACAACUGUAACCAUUUCUGCAAUGAUGUCUGUACCCACUUGACAGGGAAUUCAAUUCCUCGAUGGGUCAAUCGACUAGCUCAUGUUGGUUUUUGGUUCAAUUGUGUCCUCCCACCUGGUUUGCAUGAGAAAAAAGUUGAGCGUCCUAGAAACAAUGAAGAUAGAAAAGAAGCUGCAGCGAUACAACCAGUUUUGUCUCUUCCAAUCAAACCCGUUUUGAGGUGAUCUGCAACAAUUCCCAGUCUGCAUCAUCGCCUACUUCACUUCAUUCUGCUUCAACUUUUUGUACAAUGACAAUUUAGUCACCUUUUUUUUUUUAAAGACAAUUUUAUUUGUACUAUUUUUUUUUUUGAGAAGUUUGUACUAAUUUUUUAUCACUUAUAAGAGAGUCAAAAGACAUUUUUGAUCCUAG
Ipomoea nil (Japanese morning glory) is the source of this 838-nucleotide messenger RNA. Its product is annotated as deSI-like protein At4g17486. Gene Ontology annotation, molecular function: deubiquitinase activity. The coding region runs from base 106 to 651 and encodes 181 amino acids. The transcript is spliced from 3 exons. Gene Ontology annotation, biological process: protein deubiquitination. The record is from RefSeq and is a predicted model, not a curated record. Lineage: Eukaryota; Viridiplantae; Streptophyta; Magnoliopsida; Solanales; Convolvulaceae.